AGUUUGUCAGAGUGUCAGCAGCUGCAGUCGAGACAAGUUCAACUGAAUCCAUCAGGUUCUUCUCAACAAAACAGCAGAAUCUCUGUCAAACACUGAAACAUUCAACUGGAUUUCUCCACAAACAGCAGAAUCUCUGUCAAUCACUGAGUGUAGAUAUGUCUGCUGCCAGCUGUCUGCUGACUGAAGAUCAGUUUCUGUGCUCCAUCUGUCUGGAUGUGUUCACUGAUCCAGUCAGCACACCAUGUGGACACAACUUCUGUAAAACCUGCAUCACUGAACACUGGAAUAUUAAUUUCCCGUGUCAGUGUCCCAACUGUAAAAAGGUUUUCUCCACAAAACCUGAGCUGCAGGUCAAUACUUUCAUCUCUGAGAUGGCUGCUCAGUUCAGACAGUCAGCUCAACAGAAAGCCAGCAGCAGCAGCUCAGAGCAACAAGUUUCCAAACCAGGAGAAGUUCCCUGUGACGUCUGCACUGGAACCAAACUGAAGGCCCUGAAGUCCUGCCUGGUGUGUCUGGUCUCCUACUGUGAGACUCACCUGGAGCCUCAUCUGACAAUGUCAGGUCUGAAGAAACAUCAGCUGAUCGACCCUGUGGAGAACCUGGAAGGCAGGAUGUGUACGAAGCACGAUAAACUGCUGGAGCUGUUCUGUAAGACCGACCAGAUGUGUGUCUGCAUGCUCUGCACUGUUUUAGACCACAAGACACAUGAUGUUGUUCCUCUGAAAGAAGAAUAUGAAGGAAAGAAGACUGAGCUGGAGAAGACAGAGGCUGAAAUUCAGCAGAUGAUCCAGAAGAGACGACUGAAGAUUGAGGAGAUGAAACGCUCAGUGAAGCUCAGUAAGGAAGAUGCAGACAGAGAGAUAGCAGAUGGUGUUCAGGUCUUCACCGCUCUGAAGGAGUCUGUUGAGAGAAGUCAGGCCGAGCUCAUCGACACCAUCAAAGAGAAGCAGAGAAAGACAGAGGAACAGGCUGAAGGCUUCAUCAAAGAGCUGGAACAGGAAAUCUCUGAGCUGAAGAAGAGAAGCACUGAGGUAGCACAGCUCUCACAGUCUCAAGACCACCUCCACCUCCUCCAAAGCUUCCCGUCCCUGAACACUGCUCCACCCACCAAGGACUGGACAGAAGUCAGCGUCCGUCCACCUUCAUAUGAGAGGACUGUGGUGAGAGCUGUGAAUCAGCUGGAGGAGACGCUCAGUAAACAGAUGAAGAAGCUGCUUGAGGUCGAGCUGAAGAGGGUCCAGCUGUUUGCAGUGGAUGUGACACUCGAUCCUGAUACAGCAAAUCCCUGGCUCAUCCUGUCUGAUGAUGGGAAACAAGUUAAACUUGGUGAUGUAAAGAAGAAUGUCCCAGACAAUCCAGAGAGAUUUGAUCCUUGUCCUAAUGUCUUAGCAAAGCAGAGUUUCUCUUCAGGAAGAUUUUAUUAUGAGGUUCAGGUUAAAGGGAAGACUAAGUGGGAUUUAGGAGUGGCCAGAGAGUCGAUCAACAGAAAGGGAAAAAUCACAGUGAGUCCUCAGGAUGGUUACUGGAUGAUAUGUUUGAGGAAUGAAAAUGAGUACCAAGCUGCUGCUGGUCCUUCAGUCCGUCUCUCUCUGAAGUCUCAGCCUGAGAAGGUGGGGGUGUUUGUGGAUUAUGAGGAGGGUCUGGUCUCCUUUUAUGACGUUGAUGCUGCAGCUCUUAUCUACUCCUUUACUGGCUGCUGCUUCACUGAGAAACUCUACCCAUACUUUAGUCCAUGUAAUAAUGAUGGAGGUAAAAACUCUGCCCCUCUGAUCAUCUCUCCUGUCAAUCACACUGAGUAGAACAACCAUUUGAUUUUCUACAGAAAGAUUCAAAUCAUGUCAUGUAACAAAUGUAGAUUUAUUGGUGAUGUACGGUGAACACAUUGAUGUUUUUUCUGAUUCUGACCUUUUUUUCUCUCAAUGUUUUUCUCUGAUGUGUCACAUUGCUACUUACUACUACAACACAGCAACUUUACUGCACUGAUUGAUAUUAUCUAAUGUGCUCUGAUUUAUUCUAACAACUGUUCAAUCAUCAGAAAACAAUGAAUCAGAAGGAAGAAACAUUUCCUUAAAUGUCUGGGUGCCAAAUUCAACCUUUUUAUUGUCUGAUCAUUGUAUAUAUAAGAAUUGUUGCACACUGCCACAAAUUACUGACAGUGACCUUUUUAUGAAUAAGAUAAAAGUCAUUUGAUUUUCAGUUUUUUCCUGUUGAAUAAAUAAAUAAAUACA
Messenger RNA from Larimichthys crocea (large yellow croaker), 2228 nucleotides. RefSeq names its product E3 ubiquitin-protein ligase TRIM21. The transcript is spliced from 5 exons. The record is from RefSeq and is a predicted model, not a curated record. Gene Ontology annotation, molecular function: zinc ion binding; protein binding. Lineage: Eukaryota; Metazoa; Chordata; Actinopteri; Sciaenidae. The coding region runs from base 156 to 1799 and encodes 547 amino acids.